Molecule: messenger RNA, 4461 nt
Organism: Drosophila nasuta
Lineage: Eukaryota; Metazoa; Arthropoda; Insecta; Diptera; Drosophilidae
Exons: 6
Coding region: 1105-4110 (1001 amino acids)
Biological process (GO): lipid catabolic process
Molecular function (GO): lipase activity
Source: RefSeq, a predicted model, not a curated record
GAUCUACAGCCGCGACGGUCUGCGGUUCGUGUUUCGUCGCCUGUUCGUUCGGGCACUGUUUUCUUCAUUUUACUUUUAUUCCGUUUAUCGUUGAUCGCUGCUGCAGCUUGACGUCGCUGCCGUCGGCUUCGUGCGUUGCAUCUUCAGGUUUUUUGUUUUUGGUUUUGUCCGGUCGCCGCCGCUUUGCGCAAGUUAUUAUUGUUGUUGUUUUUUUUUUGUGUGUUGCGAGCAUUGAUAUUUAACGACAACAACAAUCAUAAUACUAUAAUAUCAAAUACUACAAACGGACAACACAACACAAAAAUACCACACGGAGUUCAUAAACAAUCAAUCAACGGCAAUCACCAUCAAUCAGAGCUCAAGCAUCUGUCACAAAUUGGAGCCGCUGUUGUUGGUCAAGUGAAAGCUCAGCUGGUGAAGCGUCUGCCGCAUAAUUCAAUCAAGCGCAAAGUUAACUGCCAACACCAACGCCCAGCUUGGUUCAUAGAGCAAACCAAGCGUAGUUCGUGUCUGUGGCUCUCUGUCCAUCUCUGCAUCUGCUUCUGCUUUAGUCAGUCAGUCAGUGAGUCAGCCAACAGACGGCAGACAGCAGCCACCAGCCAUUGGCCGUGGCCAGGAACCAGUCACGACUUGGCCGGCAGGUUCACAAAUAAGUGAAAGUGAAUUUGUUUAUGGUUUAUUGCUAUUACCAAAGCGAAAGAGACACAAGCGCAUAAUACCGAAAGCAUUGCAAACAAACAAAGUAUAAAGCCCAGCACACACACACACACACGCACACACACUGCGACAACACAAGAAAUAACAUUAAUAAUAUUAUUAAACAAAAAAGCUCACUCAGCAAGUGCAAUGCCAGCGACUCAACGAAGCUGAGCAACAGCGAGAGAGAAAAAAACGAAACAAAGAUUCAGAUACAGAUACAGAUACAGAUACAGAUACAGAUAGAGAGAUACAGAUAGAGAUAGAGAGCGCGUGAACCCGCUCUAGGGUCAAUUCGACGAUACAACUCUCUAUGAGUACCACUUCGGUGUUAUCAGCUUGAUUGGAUAAACUGUUGCAACAACCGGAACAACGACAACAACAACAACAACAACAACAAGGAAAACAAUGCUGCACAUUUGCAUCGCCCUCUCGUUGCUGCUGCUCAGCACACACUCUAGCGCUCGUGGCAAGGAAGUGAGUGGCCUGAGUGCGGCUGUGACUGCGGCUGCGGAUGCCACGCCCACAUUGCGAGAGCAACGCUAUGCUAACUUUACGGAACUAUCUGAGGCGGUGCAUGCCUCACUGCAGUCACACGAGCGGUGGCAGCAACAGCGUCAGCUGCAACACGGACGCAGCAAGCGAGCGGUGAAGCGUGUCUGCUACAAUGAGUUGGGCUGCUUCGAGGACUCGGGUCCGUUUGCCUAUCUGGAGAUGCUGCCGUCAUCGCCCGAGGAGAUCAACACCAAGUUCUUCUUCUACUCGACUCGCCAGCGCUCUGAUCAGCCGCUGAUGGAAUUGUCGUUCCUCAAUAUGACCGCGGCCUUCGCCAAAGCCAAGGCCAAGGCAAAACGCGAAUCCGACCCCACAACGGACACCACCAGCUCACCCAGCUCCACAGCUGCCACUGGCAACAAUGCAACAGUCACCGACAGGCCAAGCAGCAGCAGCAGCUCGAGUCCAAAGAAAUCCCCGCCACCGUCCAUCGAUGAUCUCGAGGGUUUCGAUGAACUCUCCGUGCGCGUCAUUGUCCACGGCUUUGGCUCUGCCUGUCCCCAUGUCUGGAUCUAUGAGAUGAAGACCGCUCUGAUGGCAGUGGAGGAUUGCAUUGUCAUCUGUGUAGACUGGGAGAAUGGCGCCACGUUUCCGAAUUAUGUGAGGGCUGCGGCCAACACGCGUCUGGUGGGCAAACAGUUGGCCAUGUUGUUGCGCCAUCUGGAGCAGCACAAGGGCCUUAAUCUGAUGCGCACCCAUGUGAUUGGCUUCAGCCUUGGCGCCCAUGUCUCAGGAUUUGCCGGCGCCGAGUUGCCCGGACUGUCGCGCAUCACCGGCCUGGAUCCGGCCGGACCGCUCUUUGAGGCACAGCAUCCGAAGGUGCGACUGGACAGCAGCGAUGCCGAAUUCGUCGAUGUGAUACAUUCGAAUGGCGAGAAUCUGAUAUUGGGUGGCCUGGGAUCGUGGCAGCCAAUGGGACAUGUUGAUUACUAUCCAAAUGGCGGUCGUGUGCAGACGGGUUGUUCCAAUCUCUUUGUAGGCGCCGUCACGGAUUUUAUCUGGUCUGCCCAGGCGGCGGAGGAUGAGGAGGGACGUUCACUGUGCAACCAUAGACGCGCCUACAAGUUCUUCAUUGACUCAGUGGCACCGCGCUGCAUGUUUCCAGCAUUCCCCUGUGCCAACUACGACGAUUUCCUUAAGGGAAAGUGCUUUCCCUGUGCACAGGAUGACGAGGAUCUUGCCGAGGGCGUGCCACGUUGUGGCAACAUGGGCUACUAUGCGGACAGAUCGACAGGACGCGGUCAGCUGUAUCUGUUGACCCGAGAGGAGGAACCCUUCUGUGCCCAUCAGUUCCAGCUGCAGAUCUUCAACUCGUUCAACGAUCUUCCGCUGCGCACAAUUGGCCGCCUCGAGGCCAUACUCGAGGGUGAUGGCGGCCUCAAUGAGACCUUUGAGAUAUCCGAAAAGGACGAUGCCGAGUUCUUUGCUGGCGACAUAGUGUCCAAGAUCAUUGUGCCACAUCCGGCGCUGGGCUUUCCCACAACACUUAGUCUACACUACAAGUCCUACAGCGGUUGGCUGUCCAAGGGUCUGCCCCACUGGGACAUCGACAAGGUGGUGCUGACGGACAGCUUCGGGCGCAGCCAUUCGCUGUGCCGCCCCAGCACAAAGCUCAGCAGCGGAAGUCCGGUGCGCAUGCGUCUGCAGGCGGGCAACUGCGAGCUGGACAAUCAGGAUGACUAUGGGGCGUAUACGACACAGCCGCCGGUUGCCUCGCUGCCGUCGAGCACAGAUGCGCCGGCUCUCGACUCGAGUGUGCAGGAGUCGGGCUUGAGUGCGAUGAGUGUCGAUGGCGUUGAGAGCGUGAAGCAGCGAAAGGACAUCUUUAAUUUGGGCACCAGUUUUAAGUUGGCACAGAAUCAAACCUAUCCGCUGGAUCAAACCGAUGAGUUGCCCUGGCAGCCCAUACUCGUGGGCAAUUCCCUCGACAAGGAUGCCAAUGAGGCCGAGGCAGCCGAGUCCAGUCGCAGUCUCUCCGAUAAUUUGGCACCUGGCCAACAGCCGAACAACGAGAUAUUUGAACCCGUGCUCAAGGAUCGCCGACUCUCGCUCAAUCGUGGACGCAAUCUGCACGAGCAAACGACAACCGAGGAGAUCGUGGAGCCCGUUCUGAAGGCAACGACGCCACGUGCCAAGCAUGGCAAGGAUCUACAGCUGCCGGACAUUGAGUCUCCUGCCACAGGCAGUACAGGCAGUAAAAGAAGCAACAAUAGUCCGGAUAGUGGCGCGGCAACACCGCCCAAGAUGAUGGCACAACUGGCCAGCGGGCAAGAGGAGCCGCUGCAGACGGUGCAGCUGCUGCCCUUCCGACUCGGGGAACUGCUGCAACGUGCCGAGCGCUAUGCACGCGAAACACUGUUGCCACUGAUCUCGGUGCAAGCACCGCGCUUCUUUGGCUUCAAUGUGACGCCUCACGAUCGCGAUCAGUCGCGCCCCAGCGAGUCUCGCAAGCCGCGCUACAUUCCACGCUACGAGGAGGCAGCCUUCAUCAAUACCAGCUCGAGCUCAAGCAAUGGCAAUCGACGUCAGUCGGCAACAGAGGACAAGGAUCAGGUGGCCCGACGUAAUCUCUUUAGACUGCUGCGUUCGGAUGGUGCACGAUCCCAGCGGCAGCAGCAGCGACAGCGUCAGGAGCCAACGGUUGCAACGCUGCCAACAGUGGUUGAUCAACCAGGUGAUCAACCAGGAAACGAGAUCAACUACUAUACGAAUAUGCAGCUAACCGAGUCGCGCUCAAUGCGACCUGAAUCGCCGAAUUAUCGUCCAGUUUUCAUUGAUCUACCCACAUAUCGACCGCCCUUGGCAUCCAAGGCGAAAGCCAAGGCGUUGCGACGUGGUCGCGUCCAGCAGCUGACCUGAUGUCCACUGUGAUGGACAGGUCAAGGCAAUCGCUAUAAUUAUAUUUUUUUGUAAACACUAUGUGAUAUGACAAGCUGAUAAGACAUCCGCCGCCGCAGCUCCAUUUCUAUUUUCUUCUUCUUUUCUAUCUUUCGUGUGUCUUUCUUUCGGGCUGCUGCUCGUCCUACUACCUACAAACAAACAAACAAACAAGAAUUUCACUACUUUUCACACUGUGUAAAUAACCGUUUAUGGAAUUUCAAAUUCGUAUUGAACAUCAUCUUAAAUGACUACAGUUAAGAUAGCGAUUAAGUUUAUAAUGUGACAAUUAAAUAAAUUAAUAGAGUGUUAAGUACAUACUCGUAAACACAA